Messenger RNA from Bufo gargarizans (Asiatic toad), 4012 nucleotides. RefSeq names its product collagen type VIII alpha 1 chain (gene COL8A1). Gene Ontology annotation, cellular component: basement membrane. Gene Ontology annotation, molecular function: protein binding. Lineage: Eukaryota; Metazoa; Chordata; Amphibia; Anura; Bufonidae. The transcript has 5 exons. The record is from RefSeq and is a predicted model, not a curated record. Bases 422 to 2623 code for a protein of 733 amino acids.
CUGGUAAACAGAGUGCUGGUCGAAUGUUCCUGCCCGUCUGAAGGCUACAUUCUCAGCCCACCUACUACAGGAGAACUCUCCUCCCACCUGCAGAUAAAAGCCAAGUGAAUGUUACCGGGAGCUGAUCAGAGCACUUUCCCAGUCCCUCACUGUCACAUGUCUGCAUCACACCUUUCACUUGGAUCUUGCAUCACUAAGCCUAGACCUGAGCCAUCACUUAUACACAUUGCAGGUUUGCAUCAUAAGCCCGUCAAGAUAUAUGAUCCUUCAACCAAAGAAAUUGUGAAUCUCACUGCAGUCGGUGAAUAAUGAUAUGUUUGUAUUUGACUCUGAUCAUCCCUUGAAAAGGUGCUUACUGGCAACAGACAUUUCUAUCUACAUUUAUGAGAGAUCUUCUUCAGCCCCUUGAAGCUUAAAUGAUAUGGCGCUUCCACACAGUCCUGUUCAAAGACUUCUAUUGUUACCAGUCAUACUCCUUAGUCUGCUGGGUUCUGGCAAUGGAGGCGCCUAUUAUGGAAUGAAACCAUUACCUCCUCAGAUUCCACAAUACCAGCCUAUGGGACAGCAAAUGCAUCAUAUGCCAAUGGGAAAAGAUGGCACACCAAUGGGGCACAUCGGAAAGGAGAAGGCACACAUGCCACAUUAUGGAAAAGAUAUACCACAGAUGCCAAUGUUUGGUAAAGAUAUGAAGGCGAGAAAAGAUGGAAAAGAACUUCCAUUAUCUGCACGAAGAGGUGAUCAAGGCCCACCUGGUGGACAAGGACCAAGAGGCCCCCCAGGCCCCCCUGGACCACCAGGGCAAGGACUGCCAGGACCUAAAGGAAAUCCCGGUCCAGCUGGUCCACCAGGAUAUCCCGGAAUUGGCAAGCCAGGAAUGCCAGGCAUGCCAGGAAAACCAGGAGGUAUUGGAAUACCAGGCCCAAAAGGAGAUCAUGGUCCAAAAGGAGAAUGUGGACAAAAUGGACAGCCAGGGUCCCAGGGGGCACCUGGGCCUGCUGGACUAGCUGGUAUUGGAAAACCAGGUGAACCAGGUUUACCAGGACUUCCAGGACCAAAAGGGGAACCUGGAUUUAAAGGACCAUCAGGAUAUCCCGGAAUUGCAGGUCCAAAAGGAGAAAAAGGAAUCGGUAUACCAGGAUUACCUGGGCUUAAAGGUCCUCCAGGAUUACAAGGACCACCAGGACAAUCUGGCUUACCUGGUAUUGGUAAACCUGGUAUGAAUGGCUUCCCCGGACAAAAGGGUCAUCCUGGUAAUCCUGGAUUGCAAGGACAACCCGGACCAGAAGGACCUGCUGGACCACCUGGGCUUCAGGGUCCACCAGGACUUCCAGGUGUUGGAAAACCAGGCCAAGAUGGUUUUCCCGGUGAAAUUGGAUUACCCGGAGGCAAAGGUGAUCAAGGACUUCCUGGUUUACCUGGAGCUCCAGGUCUUCCAGGAAUAGGUAAACCAGGUUUUCCUGGACUUAAAGGAGAUCGUGGUUUCAGUGGACCACCAGGCCCCAUUGGACCAAAAGGUGAGAAAGGUCAUAUAGGUGAACCAGGCAUAGGAGGCCAACCAGGGGAGCCAGGUCCACCAGGUUUGCCAGGACCUAUGGGACCUCCAGGUGUUGCUGGAUUUCCAGGACCCAAAGGAAAUCCUGGUAAUGGAGGGGCCGAGGGACCACAGGGAACAAAAGGUGAGCCAGGAAUUCAAGGUCUUCCAGGUAAAGAAGGAUUUCCAGGUGAAGUAGGGCCUCAGGGUUUGAGAGGUUUUCCUGGACCAAUUGGUCCUAAAGGAGAAGUUGGACACAAAGGUUUAACUGGACCACCUGGUGCACCUGGAUUGCCUGGGCCAAAAGGAGAAGUUGGAUUUCCUGGUGAACAAGGUGUGCAAGGACCAUCUGGAAUACCCGGUCUUGCAGGACCAAGUGGUCCUAUUGGUCCCCCUGGACUUCCAGGGCCAAAGGGCGACCAAGGGUUACCAGGGGCACCUGGUCUACCUGGUGUUGGCAAAGUUGGUUUGCCAGGACCACAAGGUCCAAUAGGGCCUCCUGGAACAAUAGGACCCACUGGACAGCGUGGCUUACCUGGUCCUCCUGGUCCACCUGGUGCACCUGGACUUCCAGCAGAAAUCCCACCGACACCACCCGGGAUGGGACAGUACCUACCAAAUAUUGGACCUGCAAUUGAUGGAGUAAAAACCUCAAAUGGUUACACAGGAAAGAAAGGAGGUACAGUUCCAGUUCUUGAGAUGCCAGCCUUUACAGCUGAACUAACCACUGCCUUUCCACCAGUAGGAGAACCCAUAAAGUUUGAAAGAUUACUGUAUAAUGGCAGACAAGGUUACAACCCGCUCACAGGCAUAUUCACUUGUGAAAUUCCUGGAAUCUACUACUUUUCCUACCAUGUCCAUUGUAAAGGUGCAAAUGUUUGGGUUGCAUUGUAUAAGAAUACCGAACCAUUGAUGUACACGUAUGACGAGUAUAAAAAGGGCUACCUGGACCAAGCUUCAGGAAGUGCAGUGGUCCCACUGAUGCCCGGAGACAAAGUAUAUAUUCAAAUGCCAUCAGAUCAAGCAUCUGGACUCUACGCUGGGCAAUAUGUCCACUCAUCAUUCUCUGGAUAUUUAUUGUAUCCAAUGUGAACAAAAUUUAGUAGAAACUCUUAAAUUAAAAUUGCUUGUACGUUUUUUUUAUAUUGGUAAUAACUGCCUUAAAACACUGCUACCAGUGGCAAAACGUUGCUAAAUGGUAUGUUUCUGGCCUGAAGGCAAUGUUGACUGAUUGGACCAUCCUUUACCACAGCUAAAUCUUUUAUUGUACUAUGCACAUUAUAUACAGAGCGAAGACUUUAUUUACAUUGAAUUAAGGUCUGGUGAUACCCUCUAUGGAAUAAGUGUCCUGGCACAUAUUGCACAUACAGAUCAAAGUAUUAACGCUGAAAUAAUUUCAACUACAUUAUAAUUAUUUGAAAUUAAUAUAUUUUAUUGCAUAGUUUACAGUUAGAUUUCUGAAAAGAAAAAAAAAAGAAAAAAACAGAUCUGUGUGUAUUCAAAUGUAGUGCCCAUAUCUGACCACCUUGGUAAGGUGUAGAAAAUCCUGGUUAAUAUGUUUUAGUAUGGGGUAGAGAAUGCACUGAUAUUUCUAUUAGAACUCCAACAAUAACCUUGAAGGGGUUCUUUCCACAAACAGCUCUUGUCAAUGGGUUGUGUCUGGCAUUGCAGCUUAUCAUUCAAAGAAAUGAGGCUGAGCUGCAAUACCACACACGACCUGUGGACAGGAGUGGCAGAUCCUUUCUAUAAAUAUCUUCACUUGUCUGUAUUUCAUGAUAUACACAUAUGAUAUACACAUAUAUAAUUGGGAAAGUGAUGGUUAUGGUAGGCAAGUAAUCUAUGACUUCUAAACAGUGUAUUGUCAGAAUGUAUCCUGUAUAUGGGGUGCUGAUUUUAUUUUUUGUAGUGAAAACAAAGCUCCAGAAUAUAAAUUUCUCUGUAUUUCCCCACGCAAUGUGGCUUGCCAGAAAAUUUGAUGUUUUUGUACUUUUUUUUAUGCCAAAGCACAAAAUAAAUUUAAAGGCACCAAUAUAUCUACUUUAAGCCACACGAUAUAAUUUCUUGUAUAUAUAGGAAUCCCUAACCUCACUAUCUGGUGCUCUUUGAGCUUGUCUUAAUUUGACUGUGAGAGUCCUGAAGUCUUUGCACCAGAUUUACUGCACACCUGCAGGUUUAGUAUUAGUUUUGUGGAUUUAUUUAAAUAUGGCUUUUGAUCCCCAGGCUUAUGUCCACCUUUGUGAUAAUUUUAUUGUUCCACUGUAUCAAAAAUGAGAUGGACAACUUUGCAGCUAGUCCUUAUGAAAAGCUUCCUCUUCAUUUGUGUCUGCAACCUUUAUGCAGACCUAUGUACAUCCUUGUCAACAGACUACAAACAAACCCUGUGUAUUCUUAUCUUGCAGCCAUAGGCUACAUGCACACGAUCCCCAAAAUACGCAUUGCGUCCGUGUGCGUUCCGCAACUUGCGGAACGGCACGAACAGCC